Messenger RNA from Salvelinus fontinalis (brook trout), 13562 nucleotides. Its product is annotated as LIM and senescent cell antigen-like-containing domain protein 1. Gene Ontology annotation, biological process: cell-cell adhesion; positive regulation of substrate adhesion-dependent cell spreading; cell-cell junction organization. The record is from RefSeq and is a predicted model, not a curated record. Gene Ontology annotation, cellular component: focal adhesion; cell-cell junction; cytoplasm. NCBI's taxonomy places the organism in Eukaryota, Metazoa, Chordata, Actinopteri, Salmoniformes, Salmonidae. The transcript is spliced from 12 exons. The coding region runs from base 8945 to 10243 and encodes 432 amino acids.
UUGUCUAACUCAGACCUGUACAGACGCAGACAGGAGAGACCUGACAGCUAUGAAAGCAUAGCUAGUAACAGCCUCAGGUGGCAAUGGUGAUUAGAGUCAGCUGCUUCUUGACGAGGGGGCGGGGUCAGCUCCAAUCACCAAUUAGCCUGGGGUUGACCAAUCAGCUGGUUGGGGAGUACUUCCGGAAGCCAUCUCCUGAAACACACACUCAAAUACAAAACAGAACACAGAAACUGGGGAACGUAACACCAUUGCAAACCAUUUUUCAACAGAUAAAACGUUUUGCAAUGGAAUCAGACUAAUGAAUAUACCCCUAUCCUCACUGUUCCAACAAUACCAACCCAUAGGCAUGGGGAGGCAUGUUGAAAGGGAAAAAGAGAGGCUGUUUUUAAAACAAGGUCGCAAUUUUGGAAUAGAACAUCCCCAUUCUCUCUCAAUCUCUUCCUGCUCUCUUUCUCUCCAGGUUUCUACCUUCCCAUAGAGCGGCAGGUAGCCUAGAGGUUAGUGUUGGGCCAGUAACCAAAAGGUCGCUGGUUCAAAUACUUGCGCCGACAAUGUGAAAAAUCUGUCGAUCUGCCCUUGAGCAAGGCACUUAACCCUAAUUUGGUCCAGCGGCACCAUACUACUAUGGCUGACCCUGUAAAAAUACUAAUUUCACUGCACCUAUCCGGUGUGUGACAAUAACACUUUUUUCCCUCUCCUUCUGUCUCUCUACCCACCCUCCCCCUUUCUUUGCCCCUGAUCCUGCUGUAAUUAGAGGUCUGCAUCUCUCCCAAGGGUCAGACAUGUGUCAUAUCACAAACACACACACCAGCCUUCACUGCUAAACAUGAUGCACUGAAGUGCUUUAUCAGCAGAACUGAGCUAGUAACAGAACAUGAGGUCACCUGGUCUCUCUGCUGUGACAUCAUUGGUUGUAGUGGUGUGUUCCUGCUAUGUGUCCUUCACAUAUAACCCACAAACACACGGUUCACAUCCCAGGCUGCCACACAUCCUCCCAAACCCUCCUCCUUUCGCUCAGCCCUCAGCAGGAAAUGGAAAUCUGAAAUUAUGCCAGUAGGGCAGAGGGGCAGGGCUAAGGUUUUAUGGACCUUGGGAGCGAAAGCAAAACACGGAGGUUAAUGUGUGAGAUACAGUACACUUUGCACAAAAAUAACUAACAUGUCUAAAAAGAUCACCUACAUUCUACUUUCUUCCACUUUUCUGUGCCGUUGGUUUGAGGUGCACAGCUACAGGCUUUCCCCUUGUUGUGUAGCAUGUAAUGCCAAUACAGCCUUUACAUUUCUCCAUUAGGGGAGAGUGGGGUAAGUUGAGCCGCACUCGUUUCUAGGAAACCAUCCACCAAAUUAAUAAUUUGACCAAAUAUUUAUAAAGAGGUCAUUUCACGGACUAAGUUGAGCUUAUGGCAAGUUGAGCAAAUGUAAGUGUUUUCUUCACAGGUGUAAUGCUAGGAAUUAUCGCUGAGAUGAGGUAACAACGGCCUGGCCUAUGUUAAAAGUGUUUCAAAAAGUACAAAGUCUUUGUUAGGCAUUAAGCCUGUGUUGCUUAAAAUUAUUAAAAGACAAAAAAGCGAUUAUGUUGAAUUGUGUUUGGGAAAUAAAGAUAGAAAAAAAGUUAGUGGUAAUAUUUACAGUUGAAGUUUACAUACACCUUAGCCAAAUACAUUUAAACUCAGUUUUUCACAAUUCCUGACAUUUAAAUCUAGUAAAAAGUCCCUGUCUUAGGUCAGUUAGGAUCACCACUUUAUUUAAAAAUGUGAAAUGAGAGAAUGAUUUAUUUCAGCUUUUAUUUCUUUCAUCACAUUCCCAGUGGGUCAGAAGUUUACAUACAAUCAAUUUGUUUUUGGUGGCAUUGCCUUUAAAUUGUUUAACUUGGGUAAAAUGUUUCAAGUUCAAGCGUCCCACAAUAAGUUGGGUGAAUUGUGGCCCAUUACUCCUGACAGAGCUGGUGUAACUGAGUCAGGUGUGUAGGCCUCCUUGCUCGCACAAGCUUUUUCAGUUCUGCUGACAAAUGUUCUAUAGGAUUGAGGUCAGGGCUUUGUGAUGGCCACUCCAAUAACUUGACUUUGUUGUCCUUAAGCCAUUCUGCCACAACUUUGGAAGUAUGCUUGGGGUCAUUGUUCAUUUGGAAGACCCAUUUGCGACCAAGCUUUAACUUCCUGACUGAUGUCUUUGAGAUUUUGCUUCAAUAUAUCCACCUAAUUUUCCUUUCCUCAUGAUGCCAUCUAUUUUGUGAAGUGCACCAGACUCUCCUGCAGCAAAGCACCCCCACAACAUGAUGCUGCCACCCCCGUGCUUCACAGUUGGGAUGGUGUUCUUCGGCUUGCAAGCCUCCCCUUUUUUCCUCCAAACAUAACGGUGGUCAUUAUGGCCAAACAGUCCUAUUUUGGUUUCGUCAGACCAGAGGACAUUUCUCCAAAAAGUACGAUCUUUGUCCCCAUGUGCAGUUGCAAACCGUAGUCUGGCUUUUUUAUGGCGGUUUUGGAGCAGUGGCUUCUUCCUUGCUGAGCGGCCUUUCAGGUUAUGUUGAUAUAGGACUCGUUUUACUGUGGAUAUAGAUACUUUUGUACCUGUUUCCUGCAGCAUCUUCACAAGGUCCUUUACUGUUGUUCUGGGAUUAAUUUGCACUUUUGCACCAAAGCGCGUUUAUCUCUAGGAGACAGAACGCGUCUCCUUCCUGAGCGGUAUGAUGGCUGUGUGGUCCCAUGGUGUUUAGACUUGCGUACUAUUGUUUGUACAAAUGAACGUGGUACUUUCAGGUGUUUGGAAAUUGCUCCCAAGGAUGAACCAGACUUGUGGAGGUCUUGGCUGAUUUCUUUUGAUUAUCCCAUGAUGUCAAGCAAAGAGGCACUGAGUUUGAAGGUAGGCCGUGAAAUACAUCCACAGGUACACCUCCAACUGACUCAAAUGAUGUCAAUUAGCCUAUCAGAAGCUUGUGAAGACAUGACAUUUUCUGGAAUUUUCCAAGCUGUUUAAAGGAACAGUCAAUUUAGUGUAUGUAAACUUCUGACCCACUGGGAUUGUGAUACAGUGAAAUAAUCUGUCUGUAAACAAUUGUUGGAAAAAUGACUUGUGUCAUGAACAAAGUAGAUGUCCUAACAGACUUGCCAAAUUAACAAGAAAUCUGUGGAGUGGUUGAAAAACAAGUUUUAAUGACUCUAAGUGUAUGUAAACUUCCAACUUCAAACUGUAAUUCAAUACAGAAAUAUGUAGGUGGCUUAACUUACCCCAUACCCGGGGUAAGUUGUGCCAGAGACCACUUCUUUUUGGACAAGCUAUGUUUUUAGAACUGAAAUGUUUACAUGAAUUCUGAUUUAUUUCCAUGGAUACACAACAUCCUGAAAUAUAUGUAGAUAUCUUUGUUAGAAAGAAUACUAUAUUUCUCUUGAUGAAGUGAAGCUGAAUUUAAAAAAAUAUUGCUCAACUUACCCCACUCUCCCCUACCAUGGCUACUGUUGACACAGCCAGGGGAAGAGAGGGGUUUGUUUCGUUAUCAUUUUCCUUAGUGCUAGCAGCCUUAUUAGCCUGUAGCUCCAGUCUCAUCUGUGUACGGAGCCCUCGCUGAGACAUAACCGCCUCAGUUUUGUCUAGGAAACAUACCUGUCAAACUCAACGUUCGCCUCUGGCAGGGAGGGCAAAGUACACAGUUACAGUUGUGUUACAGUAUGGCUAUCACAACUAGACAAUAACUUUGGUUUAAGAAAUAAUUAGCCUGGAAGAUUCUUAGAGGAUUCCUUGGGAGCCAGGGUUUGUUAAGUGGCCUGGGCCAAUUGGGGAAAGAUUUUGAGUUUAUAGGGGGCCUUGGGAGAUCUGUGGCUGGGGUAGUUUGGGAUGGCCUGGCCUGGUGUUGCCAGGGAGUGUGUUUGACGGUAUGGCAUAACCCUGUCUCUGGCCCUGACCCAGGUGUGGCGUAUUCUGGUUGAGCAAUGAGACCUUGCAGCUGUGCUGUUGCACCAAUUUCUCACCAGCAGGAAAUACCAUCACCAUAGUGAUUUAUACUGCUAUUCGGUGUGACUUCGUAAUACCAUGCCUGUCUGACAACACAUCUGUAAAAUAAUGUAGGUCCUUUAUUCAUCCUACCAGUGCUGUGUGUGAUCCUGUGUUGUGUUGGCAAUCAGAGUAUUUACUCUAGAACUUGACAAACUAACCACAGAGAGACUGUUUGAAAUACUUUCCCCUUCAAAUACCUAACUAAGCCUCUGUCUAAACUGUUAUUCAUCAUGUAGCCACAGCCUGGGUUAGUUUAUAUAGCCCAGAGGAGAAAUGUUUAUAUUGGCUUUAAGAUCAGACUGUCCCUAUUCAGUCACAGCAAAGUCUUCCUUUGGCAUUAUCAGAUGGUUGUAUUAUUGUAUUGUCUAUGUAUUGAUGUUAAACACAUCUAAAGCUGCUUUUCUCAUCAUCACAACAACAAGAUGCAUUUUCUCACAGUGCAGUCUAAACCCCUGCAUCAUGUUAUGUUUCUUGUCACCUCUCUGUACUGGAGACCCCCAGGUGGCAGGGUUUCUCUCUGUACUGCAGACCCGCAGGUGGCAGGGUUUCUCUCUGUACUGCAGACCCCCAGGUGGCAGGGUUUCUCUCUGUACUGCAGACUCCCGGGUGGCAGGGUUUCUCUCUGUACUGCAGACCCCCAGGUGGCAGGGUUUCUCUCUGUACUGCAGACCCCCAGGUGGCAGGGUUUCUCUCUGUACUGCAGACCCCCAGGUGGCAGGGUUUCUCUCUGUACUGCAGACCCCCAGGUGGCAGGGUUUCUCUCUGUACUGCAGACCCCCAGGUGGCAGGGUUUCUCUCAGAUACUCAAGUAAUGUGCAUGGAUCUCAGGUUAGGAUUCAGGACAUUUAGUUGGUUUGUUAGACGGUUAGACACUGUUCUUCAAGCAUAUUUGUUUUGUAAAAUUUUCAGUGGACAUUUUUGAAAGUAGUCCUGGUGCAUAGAGUUGUAUGUUUUUUACAACUUUACAAUCAUUGGUUUUUGUUUGGAAUACCUUUUAAAGUGAAGAAUUGGAGUCUCAUCAUCAUUCUGUUACCAUGGCAUCUCUUUAGAGUCCUGCAAAGCCAUGUCCCAAUGCAGAGAAUGCACUCCAGAGCCACCCUGUCUGCUGGUGACAGUUGCUGAGGACAUUUUUAGGCCCUAGCCCCUCUGGGUGGCCUACUUAAUUAAAGGCUACUGGUGAGGCCACACACACAUACACUGAUAUCAAGUGAACACACAGACAUUUAUACAUUCGCACACAUCUUGGCUCACUUAAACAUUAACACUCACACACACUCUCCCAGUCUGAAUGUGUGUCAGUCAGAUACUGUAUUUGUUUACUCUCCCCUAUUGCCUCAGAACAGGCUGUACUACAGGCCCUGCACGCGCAUACCACAGGAGGUUGGUGGCACCUUAACUUCUUAGUGAUCCCUUCGCGCGCGGAUUGAUUUGACAACACCCAGUAAAAUAGCAGGGCGCCUAAUUCAAAAACAGAAAUACUCAUAAUAAUAAAUCAUACAUGUGUUAUACACCGUUUUAAAGAUUAACUUCUUGUUAAUCCAGCCACUGUGUCCUAUUUCAAAAAGGCUUUACGGCGAAAGCAAACCAUGCUAUUAUCUGAGGACAGCACCCCAUCAAACAUACACAUGAAAAUCAUAAUUCAACCCGCCAGGUACAACACAAAAGUCAGAAAUAACAUAUAAUUUAUGCCUUACCUUUGAAGAUCUUCUUCUGUUGGCACUCCAAUAUGUCCAUUAAACCUCAUAAAUGGUCCUUUUGUUCGAUUAAUUCUGUCGUUAUAUCCCCAAAAUGUCCAUUUAUUUGGCGUGUUUGAUUCUGAAAAUACACCGGUUCCAACUCGCGCAACAUGACUACAAAGUAUCUAAUAAGUUACCUGUAAACUUGAUCCAGACAUUUCAAUCAACUUUCCUAAUAAAACUUUAGGUAUUUUUUAACGUAAAUAAUUGAUCAAAUUUAAGACGGAAUAAACUGCGUUCAAUAGCGGAUAAAAACAAAGUGAAGCGUGCUUUCAGGUCACGCGCCUCUAACAAACAAUACACUUCACUCGACCCUCGUUCUGAACUGCCGUACUUCUUCAUUUCUCAAAGGAAAAACAUCAACCAAUUUCUAAAGACUGACAUCCAGUGGAAGCGAUAGGAACUGCAAGCAUGUGCCUUAGAAAUCUAGAUUCCCAUUGAAAACCCAUUGAAAAGAGAGUGAAAAACAAAUCCUGGAUGGUUUGUCCUCGGGGUUUUGCCUGCCAAAUAAGUUAUGUUAUACUCACAGACAUCAUUCAAACAGUUUUAGAAACCUCAGAGUGUUUUCUAUCCAAAUCUACUAAUAAUAUGCAUAUCCUAGCUUCUGGGCCUGAGUAGCAGGCAGUUUAGUUUGGGCACACUUUUCAUCCGGAUGUGAAAAUAGUGCCCCCUAGCCUUAAGAAGUUUUAAUUGGGGAGGACGUGCUUGUGGUUAUGACUGGAACGGAAUUAGUGGAAGGGUAUCAAUGGUUUCCAUGUGUUUGAUGCCAUUCCAUUCACUCUGUUCCAGACAUAAUGAGCCUUCUUCCUCUCAGCAGCCUCCACUGGCGCACACACACACUGAUAUACACAGGGCGAGAUAUCAUGUAAAUCUAAGCUCCAGUUCUGACAGGAUCUACAGCCUGUGAACAGCUUUAGUAGAGUGGAUCUGGCAGAAUCUACGAUCACAACCCCCAUGCACCCCCGUGCAACUCAUAGCAACCUCUCUCUCUCUAAUAAUAAACCUCCAUUUGGGCUCCCGGCUCCUCCAUGUUGCUCAUAUGGGCUUCAUGGGAAAUGCAGUGAUUUGGCCCGUUGGAUGCUUUCUCUCUCUGUCCCUUUUCUUUCUCUCUCAUUUUCCUCUCGCCAUUUUUCUGUCUCCCUCUCUCAGAAAAAGUCAGCGAGCGAGACGCUUCACCUGUUGUUGUGGAAUGUAAACUGUGUAGUCAGGAAUAGGCUAGGGCCUGAACGACAGAGACAUGACCACAUGGAAACACUCCUCUCUACUCCUCUCCUCAGUAUAAUCCGUAUGCUGUAAUCAGGGUGGCAGCUUAGUGUUUCCUGUUUUGGUCCUGCCCUCUGUCCCAUUGUCCUGUCAGUCAACACCAGUAGUUCCCAGUCUGUUUCCUAUGACCAUUUUAAUCCACUCUUUAUCUAGAUCAGUGGUGAGAAUAGAAGGACCCAUGUUGUGUAUGAGUCUGAACCUGCUAGCAGUAAGUCCCACACCAGCCGCUCUCACCAGGGACAGGAAGGAGGGUAAAGCUGGCCCCCCACAUACACUGGGGCUUGCGUCGGCUGCCAGAACCUGGUUUGGAGAUGAGACUUUCCCGGGCAUCUAUUUGUAGAAUAAUGGAAACACGCAGGAGAUUGGAAUAGCAGAGAGGAAUGCCCCUGCCCUCCUGGUUUAUGGUCUGACACUCUGUGGAGACACACAUGUCCACAGUGCUCCAUGCUAGAGCGACACAGGCUUACUACACACAGCAUUGAGAUUUGGAGCUGGGACACUGCCUUGGUUUUAAAGUAAUUGAAGAGGUUUUCAGCUGGACAAAUAGUUUUUCUUACAGAGGAUGAAUAGUGUCUCCAGUAGAUUUCUUCUCCUGACCAUUUGGUGGUGUAGGAGUGUCAUUCAUUUAAGGAGGGGCAGUCAGAGCUGUAAGAUGUGAUGAAUUUAGCCACAUAAACAACUAUUAAUCACUCUGAUGGCAUAGAGCAGAUAGUAAUAACAAUAAUAAUGAUAAUACUUUACAUUUUUCUACGUGUUUAUUCACUAGAUUAGAAAUGGCAGAGAUUACUUAUCUGUUCAUAAUGUUUUCAUAUGGCAGAGCUCAUUUUUCAUUCCUUAAUCUCCCUUGAGCAAAACACUGAGUUGCUGAACUCAGCCUGUAGCGUUUCUGACUCGGAUCCAUGUGGUGAGCCAAACCAUCUGUAUCUCUCCUGGAACUGUGAAAUCACAAUGUAUCUCUAUAGGUGACAAUGUACAGAGAGAAUGUGUGUGUUACGACCGGCCAUUGCGUGAACCGUGUCAAUGAAAGGAAUUGCAGGACCACGUUGUCUCAUGCGAACGUUGAGGGACAUUUAUUACAAAUCCAUGGCCCUCAGGCUGAAAAUAACACACAUUGUACUGGUGGCAAUAAGUACUAUGUGAACCCAGGAGACCUGAAGCCCCACCCCAUAGCACCCAAUUAUAUAUAUAUAAUCAAUCUAUCUAUCUAUCUUCCCCUCGGUCACAGGUUCAGCUCAUCACCUGUGAUCAGAAAUCCAGGGAGAAAAGAGAGGGAACAGAGGAGAACAAAUGAAUACACAAGAUAAUAACAUAACUCCCAUUCAUUCUUAUUUAAGAAGAACAGAUCAGGGUGUAAUGAUGAAAGUAUGCAUAUAACUGUAUGUUGAUGAAAUAUGGAUUAUGAUACCAAUUUAGCUACUGACCAGUGGAAUAAAGGAUAAACACUUAAUAAUAUGCAUUCAUACAUCAACUCAUACUCUGCCCCCUUUUAGAUAGAGCUGACAGGCACCCCGUGAAGCCUCCCCUUCACUGUGUGUGGGUGUGUGUCCAGUCACAUCUGCCUGCUCUAGUCCACUGGCUGGGUGGGCUCUUAGUUUGAAAGAUACACCCCUUAACGGAGAGAGGAAGGGUGACACAGAGAGGUAGGGCAAGAGAGAGAGCGUCUAGAGACAGGGUGUGUGAGAGAGUUGAGGGAGGGUGAAAGGGAAUGAGAGAGUGUGAGCAAGGGAGAGAAAAAGAGGGAGGUAGAUCAGGGAUCUGUGUGAAGUCAGGUCAGUCAGUCUCCUUCUCAGUCUGUGCUGCUCAGACCAUCUCUCUGGAUUAGUAAUCCUGCCCUUUGGAUUGGAUUGUUCUAGGAGUGUUUGGGAAAGAGCCUGUAUUUGAAGAAUAGGCCUGGGGCAGGGUGUCUUGGACUGGGAGCGUGUACUGACUAGUAUUUGGACUACCGAGUCGUGUCCUAUGGAGGUUCAGGUCCAGAGUCGGCCGCUGCCACCCACCAUCCCGGAGAAUGGGGCGGCCCCUGACCCUGAACCCCACACUGUUAACGGUCAUCGUCAUGCCAACAGUGGGGAGGCAGAGCUGCCUGUCUCCAAGUCUCAGAGGAGACGAAGCGAUGUCAAAGUCUACAAGGAGUUCUGUGACUUCUACGCACGCUUCAACAUGGCCAAUGCCCUGGCCAAUGCGAUGUGUGAGCGCUGUAAGAGUGGCUUUGCCCCGGCAGAGAAGAUCGUCAACAGCAACGGGGAGCUGUACCAUGAGGGGUGCUUCGUAUGUGCUCAGUGCUUCCAGCAGUUCCCCGAAGGUCUCUUCUAUGAGUUUGAGGGCAGGAAGUACUGCGAGCACGACUUCCAGAUGUUGUUUGCUCCCUGCUGCCACCAAUGUGGGGAGUUUAUCAUUGGUCGUGUGAUUAAGGCGAUGAACAACAGUUGGCACCCUGACUGUUUCUGCUGUGACCUCUGCCAGGCCGUACUGGCUGACGUGGGCUUCGUCAAGAACGCCGGCAGACACCUGUGUCGCCCGUGUCAUAACCGUGAGAAGGCCCGUGGUCUGGGGAAGUACAUCUGUCAGAAGUGCCACGCUAUCAUCGAGGAGCAGCCGCUGCUGUUCAAGAACGACCCCUACCACCCCGAUCACUUCAACUGCAACAACUGCGGUAAGGAGCUGACUGCUGAUGCCAGGGAGCUGAAAGGAGAGCUGUACUGCCUGCCCUGCCAUGACAAGAUGGGUGUUCCCAUCUGUGGCGCUUGCAGGAGACCCAUCGAGGGCCGCGUGGUCAAUGCCAUGGGCAAGCAGUGGCACGUCGAGCAUUUUGUGUGUGCUAAGUGUGAGAAACCCUUCCUGGGCCAUCGCCACUACGAACGCAAAGGACUGGCCUACUGUGAGACUCACUACAACCAGCUCUUUGGAGAUGUCUGCUACCACUGCAACCGUGUCAUUGAGGGUGAUGUGGUGUCAGCCCUGAACAAGGCAUGGUGUGUCAACUGCUUCGCCUGCUCCACCUGCAACACCAAGCUCACCCUAAAGGAUAAGUUUGUAGAGGUGGAUCUGAAGCCUGUGUGUAAACACUGCUACGAGCGCCUGCCAGACGACAUGAAGCGCCGUCUUGCCAAACAAGAAAAAGAAAAGAAGAAGAAAAUGCCCAUGAACAAGUUUGUGGAGUUUGACAUGAAGCCGGUGUGUAAGAAGUGUUACGAGAAGUUUCCUCUGGAACUUAAGAAGAGGCUGAAGAAGCUGGCGGAGACAGUGGCCCGGAAGUAGACCGAGACAGACCCAGACAGACAGACAGACCCAGACAGACAGACAGACCCAGACAGACAGACAGUCCCAGACAGACAGACAGACCCAGACAGACCCAGACAGACCCAGACAGACAGACCCAGACAGACCCAGACAGACAGACCCAGACAGACAGACCCAGACAGACAGACCCAGACAGACAGACCCAGACAGGCAGACCCAGACAGACAGACAGACAGACAGACCCAGACAGACAGACAGACCCAGACAGACAGACAGACCCAGACAGACAGACAGACAGACCCAGACAGACAGACAGACAGACCCAGACAGACAGACCCAGACAGACAGACCCAGACAGACAGACCCAGACAGGCAGACCCAGACAGACAGACAGACCCAGACAGACAGACCCAGACAGACAGACCCAGACAGACAGACCCAGACAGACAGACAGACCCAGACAGACAGACCCAGACAGACAGACAGACCCAGACAGACAGACCCAGACAGACAGACCCAGACAGACAGACCCAGACAGACAGACCCAGACAGACAGACAGAACCAGACAGACCCAGACAGACAGACCCAGACCGACCCAGACAGACAGACCGACCCAGACAGACAGACAGACCGACCCAGACAGACAGACAGACAGACCGACCCAGACAGACAGACAGACAGACCGACCCAGACAGACAGACCGACCCAGACAGACAGACAGACCCAGACAGACAGACCGACCCAGACAGACAGACCCAGACAGACAGACUGACCCAGACAGACAGACAGACUGACCCAGACAGACAGACUGACAGACAGACAGACUGACCCAGGCAGACAGACAGACAGACUGACCCAGGCAGACAGACUGACCCAGGCAGACAGACUGACCCAGGCAGACAGACUGACCCAGACAGACAGACUGACCCAGACAGACAGACAGACUGACCCAGACAGACAGACAGACUGACCCAGGCAGACAGACAGACAGACUGACCCAGGCAGACAGACAGACAGACUGACCCAGGCAGACAGACUGACCCAGGCAGACAGACUGACCCAGGCAGACAGACUGACCCAGGCAGACAGACUGACCCAGGCAGACAGACUGACCCAGACAGACAGACAGACUGACCCAGACAGACAGACAGACUGACCCAGACAGACAGACAGACUGACCCAGACAGACAGACAGACUGACCCAGACAGACAGACAGACUGACCCAGACAGACAGACAGACAGACUGACUGACCCAGACAGACAGACAGACUGACCCAGACAGACAGACAGACAGACUGACCCAGACAGACAGACAGACAGACUGACCCAGACAGACAGACUGACCCAGACAGACAGACUGACCCAGACAGACAGACAGACAGACUGACCCAGACAGACAGACUGACCCAGACAGCUAGAAUGGACAAAAGUGAUAUCAUCAGAAUGUUUGAGCAACCACAUGGGCUAUUUGUUCUUGAUGUAAGGUUAGGGAUUAGGGUUAAGGUUAUGUUGUUGAUGAAUCACAUUUGCAGUUUCCUUCAAUCUUUUCAUGCUUGGCCAAAUAGUGACAACCCAUGAGCAGAGAGACCGACAGUACACAAAGAAGAGUCCUCGCCAAAUCAGUGCCUUUGCCUAAAGACAUAUUCAUAUUAUAUUCAUAUUUAUCCUUGAGAUGCUUAUCUCAUAUAUUUAAUUGUUAUUUUAACUUAAAAUUUCACUUCAAAACCCAACUUGUUUAUUUAAGUAUGCAUCAGUGUCCUGGUAUUUCAUCAUAAGAAUAAAGAGUAUUAAUAAGGUUGUUACUGCCAGUGUGCUGGUCUGUUUCUGCCUUAGCCAACUACUUUAUCAUUGUCAUGCCAAACAAGUAGAAACAGACAGACACCUGGGCUAUGUUACUGAUGCUACUCUCAAUCACAUUACUGUGCAGCAGAACUGGGUUGAAUAUAAGAGUACCAGUCAAAGGUUUGGACACACCUACUCAUUCCAUGGUUUUUCUUUAUUUGUACUAUUUUCUACAUUGUAGAUUAAUAGUAAAGUAAUCAGCACUGAAAUAACACAUGGAAUUAUGUAGUAACCAAAAAAGUGUUAAACAAAUCAAAAUAUAUUUGAGAUUCUUCAAAGUAGCCACCCUUUGCCUUAAUGGCAGCUUUGCACACUCUUGACAUUCUCACAGCCAGCUUCAUGAGGAAUGCUUUUCCAACAGUCUUAAAGGAGUUGCAUGGUAAAACGUAAUGAUUGGAAUUAUGCCAAAAUGUCAAACUCUUGCCACCCUGCAUACCGGUAAGCUAAAUCAAGAACAUGCCAAGUAUUUGAAAGUAUCUAAUGUAUGUACAGUGCUUUUUGAGCCAGAUCUGCUAGACAGCUUCUUGAGCAAGAGAUUAGCCUCCAUCCCAGCAGUUGAGGUCAUAUAGAGACAAGUCAUAUUCGUACCAGAGGUUUGUGUACAUUUUUCAGGAUGUAUUGAAAUAUUAUUCAAAGGUGUCACCUUAUUCAGUACUAUGUGUAUGCAUAUCUCAUAUAUAGCUUUUUGUGUGUCCACAACAUUGAGUGUGGUGUUAUAUUGUUCUAUUCAUAUUAUUUCACAAUUGUCACAUUUCCUUUUGCUUUUAUCACACAGACAGUAAAAAUGUAAGACAUUAUGUCACUGAAGGGUGUUUUGUAAACUGUUGGAUAACAGAUGUUUGUACGUUUUUGACAGUAUUUUCAGAAUAAACAUAACCCACUUUUAUCAACAGUAAUGGAAUCAAAUAAUAUCUGGAAAUACUUUUCUCCAUUCUUUACAUGUCAUGCAUUACACUGUUUUUUUUAAAGGUGGGAAAAAACAUAACAGAUACAAACAAUUCCAUUGAUUUAGGAUCUGCUUAUAACUGCAAUGUUAAUUUUUCCUUUUACUUUAGAUGAAAGUGCAUGUAUGAGUACUGUAAGAUGUGUGAAUGUGUGUUUUUCCUAGGUGUAUAAGCUCAGUUAUCCUCUUAUGGCAGUGUGACUUCUAUCUAGAUGCUCAUAGGAAGUAGAGAACUGCCAGUUAGAGAGAAAAGCAUCAUAUCCUUGUUGAAAACAUGAACUUUGUUGAGUUUUAGUUUGGCGCCGUGUUAAACUUUAUUUGGAAGAAAUGUGUUUUGCAUAGAGUGAUACAAUUUCACAUUCCACUGCUAAAUGGGAAUUUUAAAACCAUAUGUUAUUCCUCUGCCGUACUACAAUAUAAUAUGCCAUGCUACAUUCAAAGCCUUGAUUAGUGUUCGCCUUAUGCAUGUUACUUUAAUUUUGGUUUGUUUCUAGAUGUCAUCAUAUUCAACUUAUUGACUUCUGAAUAAUAAAAAAUCCUUCUAAAUGUU